AUGAAUCCAUCAGACACACAGGAAACUAAGAAUGAGCCUAUCAAUAUUACCUGGGAACCCAGUAGCUGGAUUAAUUCAUUCUCACAAUCCAAAGGAGAUUCACAAUCAACUCCAUGGAACAGCACACCAUCGACCCCAAGACUAGGCAACUCAAGCCAAAACCUCACAUUAUCUCUAAGCGACCUACUCAGUGGAAAUAUUAACAAAAACACAGAAUCAACUGAAAACAAACCCAAACCUGAAACCAAUACCGAAACCAGCACCAACAAGCUACAUGUCAAAAAUGCCCCUUCGCUCUCGGGAGAUACUCUGAUAGACACGGGGGAUAUUGAUCCCACAAAUAGCGCGUCCAAUCAACUUGUAACCACCAAAAGGCGUGCGGCAGAGACAGGAGUCGACAAGAUUACCAUCAGCUUUGCUACCUUAUUGGAUCUGGACUAUGGAGAAUGCGAUAAACACAAUGCCAUUAAAGUUGAUAUAUCCCUGACCGAUCUAAUUCUUGGCGAACAAAGCAAAGUGACUCAAAAGCUGCUUGCAUCCUUAGCGAGUGGCGAAACGUCUUCAAGCACACCAUUUACGUACGAGACCCGACCAGAUACCCAAGAUGCCUACUUUGAAUUAGAUCCAGCUCCGAACAAUACGCCUUCUUUUCUUCAGCCCUCGCUUUUAGAUGAGCCCAUUGUCGAGGAUUUUGUAGGAUUUGGAGUAGUGAAAUCCAUAUCUCCCAUAGUCUCUACCAAGAAGAAUGUCUUUCUCAGCCAAGAAUCUGACUCUGCCUCUAGUCAUUCAAAGCUUAAUCCAAAGGCAUCUGAGUUUUCUUUCUCAUUUGGUACCAAUAAAAACAACAAGUCGUCAGAGUUUGACAGUCCAGCCAACAAUAGUACAUCUCAAUCCGAUGCAGACGAAACUUUUUGUGAUCAAUCCGACACGUUUUAUUUUACUUCAGGAUCUCCCUUGACGGCCACCGAAACAGAAAUCACCUACAAUAUUGAUUCGUCAAAGUUCAACAUGGAAAAUUUUACACCACUCUCAAAAAUGUCCAGAUCUGACACAGAUCCACGCGAAUCAAGCGUGGAUGCAUCCGAAUCUGACUACGCUGGCCUGGAUACCAGUACAAAUACCAAUGACUCUAUGUGGAAUCCUCGCAACCUCGCUAAAAAAUCAUCACUAGUCAACUCAAAUACCCAGGAUCUAGUUACCGAGACCCUACUGUCCGCAAACACAACAAAGUUUAAUGUCAAUGCCUCAGAAUUUAAACUAAAUACGCCAUUAUUUGAUUUUGAUAUACCAAAGCACAGCAAAAACAUGUCGGAACUUAAUGCUAUAGCCUCAGCUUUUAAUGUCAAUGUAUCUGAAUUCAAGCCUGUCAAGGAAGAAUACAACAUCUUCACACAAUUCAAGUUCGAUGCUCCAAAAUUUGAUAUGGGUUUCCCUAAAUUCAGAGUUGAUGCCCCAGAGUUCAAGGUGGGUGCUCCAGAGUUCAAGGUGGGUGCUCCAGAGUUCAAGGUGGAUGUCCCAGAGUUCAAGGUGGAUGCUCCAGAGUUCAAUCUGAAUGCCCCAGAGUUCAAUCUGAAGGCCCCAGAGUUCAAAGUGGAUGCUUCUGAAUUCAAGUUGGAUGCUCCAGAAUUUAAGGUUGAUACCCCAGAGUUCAAAGUGACUACGCUAAAAUUCAAUAUGGAUACUCCAGAAUUGAAGGUGAAUGCACCAGAGCUCAAAUUAGAUGCACCAGAGUUCAAAAUAGAUACAACAGAGUUCAGUGUGGAUGCGCCAGAGUUUACUAUCAAUACAACAGAGUUUAGUGUGGAUGCGCCAGAGUUUACGAUUAAUACAACAGAGUUUAGUGUGGAUGCGCCAGAGUUUACGAUUAAUGCAACAGAGUUUAGUGUGGAUGCGCCAGAGUUUACGAUUAAUACAACAGAGCUUAAUGUUGACGCGCCAAAAUCUACAACCAAUCCAACAUUAAGCACCAACGGAGAUAAUAUUGAAUCCGACAAGGUUUCCAAAGAAUUCAACGUAAAUGCCUCGGAACUCAAUACAAAUGCACCAGAGUUUAACGUGUGUGGUUUCGGGCUCAACGUAGAUAUAGCUCCAUUUGAUCCAGUUUCAAACACGGCAGCCGAUCGAUUUUCUGGACCUGGAAUAUUCUCACCCACAGCCAAAGACCCUUAUGAUUUCUCACCCGAAGAAUACUAUGAUCCUAGUUAUCUUACGAACGCCCCUAAAAAUGUCCAAGACACUAACGACCAAAAUAACCAUAAUCACAACGACAAUAACGAAAAUUACCACCAUCAAACACCUCACUCAUCAAUGGCAACCCCUGAAUUCUCCCCUACCGCAACUUCCCAUAAAACCACCUGGGAUAAUAAGCCUUUUGCUUGGGAAAACUAA
Phycomyces blakesleeanus NRRL 1555(-) is the source of this 2388-nucleotide messenger RNA. RefSeq lists its product as hypothetical. The record is from RefSeq and is a predicted model, not a curated record. Gene Ontology annotation, biological process: regulation of RNA splicing. NCBI's taxonomy places the organism in Eukaryota, Fungi, Mucoromycota, Mucoromycetes, Mucorales, Phycomycetaceae. Bases 1 to 2388 code for a protein of 795 amino acids. Gene Ontology annotation, cellular component: cytoplasm; nucleus. The transcript is spliced from 2 exons.